CUAUAAUGGAAAAAAUAAUCAUUUAAGAAAAAAACAAUACCUGUGGUUUACCGGGGAGAGUCGAUUGCCCCACAUCCAGUUCCCCUGUGGCAUGCUCGUCACAAUCAGUGCACUAAUAUUGAUAUGUUGCAGUUAACAAAGGCCCACUCUUCCCUCAGAUUCCUCACUUUUCACCUAUGUCCUUUUGCAUUCCUGGAUCCCCUGGAGGGACAGUGACUGUCCUCAUGUCACCUUGGGCCCUCUUAGGGGUGACUCCCUCAGACUUCCCUUGUUUCUGAUGCCCUCGGCAUUUUGAGAGUCAGGUGGUUUGUAAAAACCUUGGAACUUGUCUCAAGUUCCCUCAUGAUUGUCUGGAGUGAAGAUUUGGGAAGAAGCCCUUUCCUCUCAUCUUGGCUUGUCACUGAAGGUGGGAAACUCAGCCAGUUGCCUGUUUUGUCAGGUUUCACCCCCCCACCCACCCACCCAUGCUUUCUGGAAGAACACUCUCCUAAAGGUCACACUGGCUACAUGAAUUAUAUAGAAUUCCUUUCUCCCCCAUUUAGCUAGUUAUUCUAUCGCUUUAUCAGUAGGGACUCAUAUACUUUUUACCUUGGGCUAUAAUCUAUAAAGCAAUCUAUAACAGUACUUUACCUACUCUAUUGCCUAAAUUGAUCCUGCUUCAGACACAAGGAGCUCCUCUCAGCUCCUGUGUUACGUCCCUUUGACAUGCCUUGGUCAGUGAGUGUGUGUGAUGCAUGUGCAUGUGUUAGCACUUCCUCUCUGGCUCCAUGCAGGUUUCCUGCUGCUGCCCUUGAACCAGUUUUUCUCCCACAAGCCCAGGUCUUUUUAUUGGAGAAUGGGAUGAAGAUGUGUUUGUUGCUAUGGGGCUUUUUGUUUGCCAUUUAGGCCCUUUCAGCUGACAGGCAAGGGGCCGCAGCCCUGUAUAAAUGCAUGUGUCUGUAACAUUCUCUGGGAAACCAUCUGUCCUACUGAGCUGAGUUCAGAUGUGCAUCUCCAUCGCUAACUUAUGACUACGUGGGAUACUCCGGCCCCCUCCUCUUGCUUGCCUAUAACGCCUGCAUAGUGAGAACCUGGGUCUGAGUGGAGGGGAGCAGAGAGGAGUGGUGGUUUGGCCUCAGAAUCAAUCUAGUGGAGGGACUGGAUGAAGGGAGGGACCCUUAUCAUGGAGGGGGUGGGGUGGGCACGAGGGCAGAGCAAGGCACACCUGGCAAGGAGCAGAAGCCCCAGCAGGGGUGGGUUCUGCCUGUGAGGGAGCAGGAUGGGGGUGCUGAUACACUGGGACUUGGUGAAGUUGGCAUUUUACUCCAAAGUUGGGGAUGGGGCAGUCUCAGGCUCUUCCUAAGGUGCCUGGCUGAAGUGAGGCAGGCCCAGGGAGUGGAAAGGCCCACCAGGGUGAGUUCAGGGUUUUUUCUGAUGAAGUGAAGGGGGUGCUGAGCAGAGAGCCGUCUUCAGCAAGCUCACCUGAGAUGGAAGUCACUUUGGAGGGGGAUUUCGAGGUCUGUUCUUCUGGGGGUUGCUGUACCUGCUGGCAUCCAUGUGCCAGUGUGGAGGUGGCGGUUAGCACUAGAGGUCUGGAUUUGGGGGAUCUCCAUGAAUGGCACUCAGAUGAGGGCCAAACCCUUGACUAACUCAAGGAGGCAUGCACAAGGAGGGGAUCUUAAGACCAGCUCUAGCACGGCACUGGGCAGACCCUGCCCUGGGGUGUGAGGGAUGGCACUUUGCCUUGCUGGGGUGGUCUGGGUGCAGUCAGAUCCCCCCCAGAUGAAAUGUGUGAAGAAAACAGAUUGCAAGCUCUGCACACUGUGAGCUGAGGGGGAUAGCCUGAGCAGCAGGAAGGGGGAGGGAGAAACCCUCCUCUCUUCCUUCCCCCAGUGCCAGUGGGAGAGCUCAGGCAACCUCUGGCUGUGAGACAGAGGUUCUGGCUCUUUACACUAUGGGAAUCAGUAAAAACUACACUAAGUCUUUCCCACUGAGAUCUAGUUGUUGUUAAGAUUGCCCUUUUCCCUCCACCCGUCCCACCCAUUUCUCCACUGAGUCCAUCUUGGAGGGGAGAGAAAUGGAGGGCUGCUCUGCUGUCCCUUUUCUGGGUUCUUAUGUGGUGGAACCAUAGGCCUUAGCUUCCUGUGAUGUGGCACUGUGGAGAUCAGGGAUGGGGACAGGUCCUGGAAGUGAGCUGAGGAUGUAGCUGAGAAUGAACAGCCAGCCAGGACAUCAGGACUCUCACGCUCAUCUCUCCUUGAGGCAGAGGGAUAUGAAAGAUGGCAUUGUGCCAUUCUGUGUACCUGUGAAUGUGUGUGCAUGUGCAUGAGUGCAUUGCAUGUGUGUCUGUACACAUGUAUGUAACUAUGUGUCUGAGUGAAUGUAUGUGUGUGUGCACUUGUGAGCAUUUGCACAUGUGUGGCUCUGAGAGGUGUGCUGCACACAGAUGCGAGGAAAUAGGGUCACUUCCCCAGGAACCCUGGCUGCACCCUCUUCCUCCCCUCUCCACCCCCUGCCCCCCUCCCACCUCCCCCCCCCCAGAAGCCCCAGCUGCAUAAAGAGGGCCUGGAGCCCUCAAUGCCCCUGCCAUUCCAUCCCACACCUGCCCAUACUGCCUCCCAAGCCUGUUCCAGAAGGAGGGGCCCCAAAGCAUCAGGUCUCGCCCCCCGCCCCUAUGACCAACAUGAGCUGGAGCUUCCUGACGCGGCUGCUGGAAGAGAUCCACAACCACUCCACGUUCGUGGGUAAGGUGUGGCUCACGGUGCUGGUGGUCUUCCGCAUCGUGCUCACCGCCGUGGGCGGUGAGUCCAUCUACUCUGACGAGCAGACCAAAUUCACAUGCAACACGCGGCAGCCCGGCUGUGACAACGUCUGCUACGAUGCCUUCGCACCCUUGUCCCACGUGCGCUUCUGGGUUUUCCAGAUUGUGGUCAUCUCCACGCCCUCCGUCAUGUACCUGGGUUAUGCAGUGCACCGCCUGGCCCGCGCCUCGCAGGAUGAACGCCGCCGUGCUUCUCGCCGCCGCCCAGGCCGUCACCCGCCCCGCGCACCCCUGCCGUUGCCUCCCCCACCCCACCCCAGCUGGCCGGAGCCCGCCGACCUGGGAGAAGAGGAACCCAUGCUGGGCCUGGGUGAAGAGGACGAGGAGCCGGGAGUGGCUGAGGGCCUGGGCGAGGAUGAUGCGGCUGAAGAUGCGGGUGUAGCCAAGGGCCCUGGAGGGGACACAAAGGCGGCGGGGACCCUGGGCCCUGCAGGCCAGCACGACGGGCGUCGGCGCAUCCAGCGCGAGGGCCUGAUGCGUGUGUACGUUGCCCAGCUGGUGGCGCGGGCCGCCUUUGAGGUGGCCUUCUUAGUGGGCCAAUACCUGCUGUACGGCUUCGAGGUGCGGCCCUUCUUCCCGUGCAGCCGCCAGCCCUGCCCACACGUAGUCGACUGCUUCGUCUCGCGUCCCACGGAGAAAACGAUCUUCUUGCUGGUCAUGUACGUGGUCAGCUGCCUCUGCCUGUUGCUCAACCUCUGUGAGAUGGCGCACCUGGGCCUAGGCAGCGCGCAGGACGCAGUGCGCAGCCGCCGUCCCCUUCCCACAGCUCCCGGGACUGGCCCCGCUCCUCGCCAGCCUCCUUGCGCGCUCCCCGCCGCAUCCUCUGGCCUAGCCUGCCCGCCAGACUACAGCCUCGUGGUGCGCGCGGCUGAGCGGGCACGCACCCACGACCAGGACCUGGCCAGCCUGGCGCUGCAGGCGCUGCAAGACCGGCGCGCGCUCGGGGACCUGGACAGCUCACCUGGCCCUGGCCACCCAGUGACCGCCCAGGGGGGGCCCCCAAGGGCCGGUGCCCCUGCAUCCGGGUCGGGUAGUGCCACGUCGGGAGGCACAGCUGGAGGCCAGGGCCGGUUGGGCACCAAACCCAGGGUGGGCUCAGAGAAAGGCAGUGCGAGCAGCAGCAGGGAGGGUAAGACCACAGUUUGGAUCUGAGGCCCUGCCCUGUCUGCUCGUGCCCCCGCCCCCCCUCCACAUCAGAUCACCAAGGAGGGAGGCUCUGGAGGAAGGCUGGGGCCUGGACCCAUUAAAGUGCAGAGGGCACCCUACUCUCCUCCUCAGUUGGCUGCCUCACCCAGUGGAGGGUAUCAGCUGGCUCUGCAUCACUGCCCCUCUCUGCGUGAAUACCAUCUCUGUCCAGGGUAGGAUGGGGAAGGCAGGCCUAGAAACCAAGAAGAGUCCCGGGCUCUGAUCCAUGUACCCUGAUGUGUGGGUGGGAAUGUGUCUGGGGCAUGGUCCCCACUCCCAGAGCCACCCUGCUGGUCACCUCAGGGCAAGAUGCCUGAUAAGGCAGGAGCUCCACCCCCUCUUUCCCUGCAGCAGUCCCUGUGUGACUGACUGGCUAGGGAGUACCUGGCCUGGGUGUUGGGGAGUAUGAUGCUUGUCACCACUCCUUACCCAGCAAAUGGGGCUCCUUUCCUAGCACCCACACUCCCCUUGCCCACAUUCUGCUUCUUGCACAGCUGGAGGCAAUGCCAGAUCUUCCUUGUGCAGAAGAGAAAACAGAGACCAGGGUAGGUAGAGGCCCCUGCACCCAGCCCUGACUUGCACCACCUCCUGCCUCACCCCCACUAGACCCCAUAGCAUGAGCUGCCUUGAAUGACAGGUGGGCCUGCAUCCUGCUUCCUGUUCCCUGCCUACACAGAUCUGGGGUGAGGUCCUGGAUGCGCCUGGGGUAAAUGGGACUAUGCCUUCCUCUGGGACAUACUUGAAGUUCUGAAAGAACAUUACACCCCCCUUCCCUGCUACUUGGACCAACAGGAGGUGGUCAGGGGCUGUGUCUUUGACCAUGCUGGGGAAAGGGACUCUGAGGCUCCCACCACAGCCUCUCUGCCUUAUAACCUCCUCUCCAAUUAAGACACAGUCUCCAAAACAAAGGCAGUAAAAUAAAACUAACUUUUGUUUACAA
Molecule: messenger RNA, 4925 nt
Organism: Phacochoerus africanus (Common warthog)
Lineage: Eukaryota; Metazoa; Chordata; Mammalia; Artiodactyla; Suidae
Gene: GJC2
Product: gap junction protein gamma 2
Exons: 2
Coding region: 2426-3952 (508 amino acids)
Biological process (GO): cell communication
Cellular component (GO): connexin complex
Source: RefSeq, a predicted model, not a curated record